AUGACUUCGACAGCCCAAGAUGUUUCCAACCCGGCAAGGGAUCCGGAUCAGUACUCUGAUCCCAGCGGGGAGACCAUGAAGGCUGUGGUAUGGAUGGGGAAGAAUGAUGUGAAAGUCGGUGUUGUAUCUGAAACGGAAAAGGGCGAUAUUCUCGGACACGAGUUUUGUGGCAAGGUUGAAGCCGUUGGUUCAGCAAUCAAGAACCUGAAUAUCGGCGAUCGAGUGGUUGCUUCUUUCCAGAUUGCGUGCGGCCAGUGCAUGUACUGCAAAAAAGGGCACUCGUCCCAAUGUGAAAGAACAAACGAGAGCAGUACAAUGGCUUCGAUGUUUGGUGGCAGAACCGCAGGAAUUUUUGGAUAUUCCCAUCUCACAGGCGGAUUUGCCGGGGGCCAGGCGGAAUACGUUCGAGUGCCAUUUGGAGAAGUAAAUCUUCUUCCUCUUCCGGAUGAUGUGUCUGAUGAAAAAGGGUUAUAUCUGUCAGAUGUCCUGUGCACCUCGUGGCAUUGCGUCGCCGACACGGGGGUGAAUAAAGGGGACGUCGUCGCUAUCUGGGGUGCAGGUCCUAUUGGCCAAAUGUGUGCGAGAUUUAGUUUGAUGCAUGGCGCUUCCCGCGUUAUCAUUAUUGAUGGAGGAAACGGGGCCUGGCGACUCCAGUUCACCAAAUCCAAAAUCCCGCAAGUGGAAUGCGUGAACUUUUCGGACCUACCAAAGGGAGAAUCUGUGACCUCCAUGCUUAAUAAGAUGGUUCACGGCGGACCCGAUGUUGCACUAGAAUGCGCGGCCGGAGAGUAUGCUAAGAGUUGGGCACACUAUUUUCAGCAGCUGUUAGGGAUGGAAACGGAUACUUCUGAGCUGUUAAACGAAAUGAUUACAUCCGUGAAGAGUUUCGGCCGCUGCGGUGUCACCGGAGUAUAUGUUGGUUACGUCAACCAUUUCAACAUAGGCUCUCUCAUGCAACGCGGGGUCCGUCUGAUUGGAAAUGGCCAAGCACCGGUACACAAGUAUUGGAAGGAUCUUCUUGCCCAAGUACGCGAAGGAAAGAUAAAUCCUUUGGAGAUGGUGACCCAUCGCGGCAAGCUGGAGGACAUGGAAGCCAUAUAUGAUGUUUUCAACAAGCGGGAAGAGGGAAUGCAGAAGAUCUUCGUUCAAACACGGUUUUCUGAUCCUCCGAGUGCUGAUAGCCCGCAGCUGAGUACGUUUUCCUAA
Molecule: messenger RNA, 1206 nt
Organism: Uncinocarpus reesii 1704
Lineage: Eukaryota; Fungi; Ascomycota; Eurotiomycetes; Onygenales; Onygenaceae
Exons: 4
Coding region: 1-1206 (401 amino acids)
Molecular function (GO): zinc ion binding; oxidoreductase activity
Source: RefSeq, a predicted model, not a curated record